GUGCCUGCGGAGCACAGGAGAAGCCCAAGUGUGUGGCUGCUUUUCUCUUUGGUGAGCAGGACAUGGGUGGACUUCCCAGUGCCAGGUGGGUGAGAAAUGCCUGUUCUCAGCUGUUUACCAGCUUCCAGGCGCCACACUGGCAGCACCUCUCUCUUUCAGCUGGGGCGAUGCCGGAGCGUGAAGGAGUUUGAGAAGCUGAACCGCAUUGGCGAGGGCACCUAUGGCAUUGUAUAUCGGGCCCGCGACACACAGACAGACGAGAUCGUUGCCCUGAAGAAGGUGCGAAUGGACAAGGAGAAGGAUGGCAUCCCCAUCAGCAGCCUGCGGGAGAUCACUCUGCUCCUGCGCCUUCGCCACCCAAACAUUGUGGAGCUCAAGGAGGUGGUUGUCGGGAACCACCUGGAGAGCAUCUUCCUGGUGAUGGGUUAUUGUGAACAGGACCUGGCCAGCCUCCUAGAGAAUAUGCCGACGCCCUUCUCUGAAGCUCAGGUCAAGUGCAUUGUGCUGCAGGUGCUCCGGGGCCUCCAGUACCUUCACAGGAACUUCAUCAUUCACAGGGACCUGAAGGUGUCCAACCUGCUCAUGACUGACAAGGGCUGUGUGAAGACAGCGGAUUUUGGCCUGGCCCGGGCCUACGGUGUGCCAGUCAAGCCAAUGACCCCCAAGGUGGUCACCCUCUGGUACCGUGCGCCUGAGCUGCUGCUGGGAACCACCACCCAGACCACCAGCAUCGAUAUGUGGGCGGUGGGUUGCGUUCUAGCCGAGCUGUUGGCCCACAAGCCCCUUCUCCCAGGCACCUCUGAGAUUCACCAGAUUGACCUAAUCGUGCAGCUGCUGGGGACACCCAGCGAAAACAUCUGGCCGGGUUUCUCGAAGCUGCCCCUGGCUGGCCAGUACAGCCUGAGGAAACAGCCGUACAACAACCUCAAGCACAAGUUCCCCUGGCUCUCGGAGGCUGGACUACGCCUGCUGAAUUUCCUCUUCAUGUAUGACCCCAGGAAAAGGGCAACCGCGGGAGACUGCCUGGAGAGCUCCUACUUCAAGGAGAAGCCCCUGCCCUGUGAGCCGGAGCUCAUGCCCACCUUCCCCCACCACCGAAAUAAGCGAGCUGCCCCGGCCACUGCAGAGAGCCAGAGCAAGCGGUGUAAGCCCUGAGGUGGGCCUGCGUCAGAUGGCCAGGCCUGCAGUGGACUGGGGAUGCCCCUGCAAGUCAGGUUGGGCCUCCUGGGAAGUCGGCAUGCAGCUUGUCCCCAGGCUGCCCUCGACCAUCCUGUUCCUGGAGCUGACUCCACCCUGCCUGUGCCCAGAACCAGGCCGGUAUGCACUUGGGGUGCAGUAGGGGCGGGAGCUGCAGCCUGUGUGCCCAGGUGAGCCGAGUUGUUGUGGCAACACCUGGUGGCUGGGCAGGGUCUUGUCUGGCAGAAACUCCUGAGAGGACACACUGGUGCUGAAAUCUCAGGCGGUACAACUUAGUGGGGUCUUGGAGCCAGGGGUGGGCACUGGCCUCUGAGGACUGCUGUGCUGUUGCCUCUUGGUCACAGGGGCUGCACAGGGCUCAGAGAAGCUGUGGUGACCCUGGGCAGGGCUGGGAAGGGGGGCACCCUUGAAACUCCUAAGAGAAGCAGCUGGCUCCCAUCCUGAGCAAGAGAAACACUUUCCUAAUAGACCUGGUUUCACCAUUGUUUAA
This is a messenger RNA of Marmota flaviventris (yellow-bellied marmot), 1687 nucleotides long. RefSeq names its product cyclin dependent kinase 10 (gene Cdk10). The record is from RefSeq and is a predicted model, not a curated record. Lineage: Eukaryota; Metazoa; Chordata; Mammalia; Rodentia; Sciuridae. Gene Ontology annotation, cellular component: nucleus. Gene Ontology annotation, molecular function: cyclin-dependent protein serine/threonine kinase activity; ATP binding. Gene Ontology annotation, biological process: protein phosphorylation; regulation of mitotic cell cycle.